UUACAUGUUUUAGAUCUGAGCUGCCUGGCUGUCAUUGUGAAGUGACGAUUGUCUAACCCAGUGGGCUUUAAGAGCCAGAGGCAUUCUUAGAAUGCCAUGGAUGUCUGUCUCCUUGUACAUGGAUAAUAGAGCUUGCUAACUCGAGAAUCAAUGAGUCUUUGUUGGAGUGAAGCAUCAAUAAAAAUCGAAGACAAAAGGAUAUCAUCCCAGUUGUGCAUUAAUCAAAAAGUUGUCAUGCAAUACUGCUUUCACUAGUGGUUAAAAGGACAGAAUGUGCAGGGUACCAUGUAAUGUGCAAGGCUGUGGUGAAUUAUUAAUAGGAACUGGAUAGAACACAGAUAUAACACUUGGUUGGUCAUUAGAUCAGGUCUCGAGGAGCCAGAUAGGCAGGUCUAUCUGAAUCUUGUGAACAAUCAUCAUGGCCCAGGAAUAUCCUGCAGCUUUAGCCACCUUCAUCUUGGUCUUCUUCACAACAGUCGGCUGCAAUCUCAUCAGGUCAUUGACCAAGAGGAUCCUCCGUGAUGAUCCAGUCUGGUACAGCUUUGCUGCUGAACUCAUCUCCACGUUCCAGCUCGUCGCCGGUGUCCUAGAAGGCGAUAUCAUCCUGGAGGAGUAUGGCCUCUAUUGCUACGCCCUCUAUCUCUGGAUCCUCUUCGUGUCCGAGAGCCUGACGUUUGACGGCGACUCCACUGCCAACACAUGCAUGGUGUGGCAGUCCAUGCUGAAGCGCGAAUCUGGUCCUGCGGUGGCACUGUCAAAGAUAUGCCUUCAGGUGGCUGGCGGUCAACUGGCGUAUCCCUACGUGCGCUUCAUGUGGAAGGUGGUACCAACCAAUCGUCACAGGAAGAAGAUCUCCCACCUGCUUCAGAUCUACUGUGCCUCCGCACUGAAUGUCUCCAUCCUGGAAGGUUGCUUUGCAGAAGCGUUGGCCACACUUACCUAUUUCAUUACCCUCAACUUUCAGCCCAAAGGACGGUACAGUGGAAUGUUUUCAGAUGCUGCGAUACAGGUUAUGAUCAUUGUUGCAGGUUUGGAAUGGACCGGAAUGAUGUUCAACCCCGCCUUAGCAGCAGGAAUCACCUUCAACUGUGGCAACCAAAGCCUCCUGGAGCAUCUCUUGGUCUACUGGGCCGCACCCCUGGCGACUGUCCCCCUGGCAAGGGCCAUUGCGGGCUCGUUCAACAGGCAAGCUCCUGUGACUACAACCAAAGCUGAUUGAGGGAGUUGGGAUUCUAAGGCCCGAAUUGACAACCCACAGUUGAGUCCAUGGUUUAUGCACAUUUCCUGUUUAAAUUACGCUUUAAUAA
This is a messenger RNA of Lytechinus variegatus (green sea urchin), 1307 nucleotides long. RefSeq names its product aquaporin-12-like. Lineage: Eukaryota; Metazoa; Echinodermata; Echinoidea; Temnopleuroida; Toxopneustidae. The transcript has 2 exons. Gene Ontology annotation, cellular component: cytoplasm. Bases 419 to 1219 code for a protein of 266 amino acids. Gene Ontology annotation, molecular function: channel activity. The record is from RefSeq and is a predicted model, not a curated record.